CCUGUAUCCGCAAGCCCAAAUAUCUGAGACUUGCUGGAGGUUUGCUCCGUUUAUAAAAGGGCCAAGUUUUUUCUUUCUCGCUUGUACACGUUGCCAGGUCUGGUAUUUUGAGGUUGUACUUUCCUUGGAUUUUAAUAGCGAACUAUUUUUCAUUGAUGUGGGUAUUUUGGAGGUCUGGAGCUCCCAUUACGCUUAUAUGUGGAUGUGUAGCCACUAGCCUGUAGUUGAGGUGUCACUUUACAGUCAUAUGAUCAAAGCAGUUAAUUUAGUUAGGAGAUAUUCUGAUCUCAGUUUUCACUGACGUUUGCUCAGACAGUAACCUUGUCCUGUCUGCUACCUGUUCUCUACUGGUCAAGGAGUUUGACAUGACACCAACAGGUUGCAUGACUGACUGGACUUGAUGCAUGGUGGUUGCAUGACUAAUGUCUUUGUGGAUUUAUGAAUAAGCAGAUGCAGAUAUGGCUCACACUGUGAUUAAUGGGAGUGUUCCAGAGAAAGGAGAAGAAUCUUUAAAUGGAGAAGAUGGAAAGGAUCCACAAUCUCCAUAUUCUGUGGAGACACCUUAUGGUUUUCAAAUUGACCUGGAUUUUUUAAAAUAUGUUGAUGAUAUACAAAGAGGAAACACCAUAAAGAAACUGAAUAUCCAAAGAAAGCCCAAAGUGGCUAAAACACCCGCAAACCUUAGAAACAUUGGAGAUCAGGUCAGUGGAUGGACCUCAACAGAGUCCCUGUCCUCCUCCAACAGUGAAGACAGCAAAUUGUCACCAUCUUUAUUUAUUGGAGCAAGAAGCCAACACACUCCUCAAACAAGAACUGGUGGUAUUGAGGCAACACCGGCAUUUUUAACUGUUCAGGAAAAUAAGCUGUUACCACCACCCUCACCAAAACCAACUGCACACAACUUCCAUGUUGAGAAAACUCUGAUGGAGACUCGUCGAAGGUUGGAACAAGAGCGAUUGAUCAUGCAGUCAUCCAUCGGAGAUGCCCGCCGACCGAGGUUUGCAAGUUUUGGAGGAAUGGGCUCCACCAGCUCUUUAGCUUCAUUUACGGGAUCCAGUGGACCCAAUCAAGUAUCUCCAAAUUCUCAGCAAGUUCAGAACGGUUUCCAAGCAAAUGGGGAUUACAAUCCUUAUUUUAUUUCAUCGAUGGGCAGUUCCAUCCGUCACAGUCCUUUAAGUUCAGGUAUCACAACACCAGUCACUAACAUCACCCCAAUGCAUCUUCAGCACAUCAGGGAACAAAUGGUGGUUGCAUUGCGACGACUGAAAGAGCUUGAGGAGCAGGUGAAAACAAUUCCGAUUUUACAGGUAAAAAUUUCAGUAUUACAAGAAGAACGCAGGCAAUUGACUGCGCAGCUGAAAAACCAAAAGACUUCAAAUCAGAAUACUGCAUGUGGGUUCCGAAAGCGAUCCUACAGUGCAGGAAAUGCAGAUCGUUUUGAACAAUUACUCCAGACUAAGCAGGGGGGAGAACUCCACAUUGACUCAGAGGAUGAAAUGGAAAGUUUAGAGCAGAGUUCCCUGAGAAUGGAAGAGUUCAGGCAACUGACUGCAGAAAUGCAAGCGCUUGAAAAGAAGAUUCAGGACAGUAGUGAUGAGAAACUAAGCAGCAGUAAAAUGUGCGCAGAACCGUUGGUAAAGAUGAAAGAAUACAGGUCCAUAGCUUCUGGAGCAGAUGUGAAUAUGAAUGAAAUUGUGGUUUACAAUCGAUCUGCAAAACUUCUCAAAGAUGUAGCAGUGGGGCCAACUGUCAAACAUACAGAUGCCUGUGUUGGGGUCACUGAGAUUCUGCUAGGUGUCACUACAGAAGCAGAGAUGGAAAUUGAACUACAACAGCAGACCAUCGAUGCGCUAAAAGAGAAGAUUUAUAGGCUGGAGGUGCAAUUAAAAGAAGCUACACAUGAAGUGGAGAUGAGUAAACUGAAAUUAGAGCUGCAGGUUGCUGGAUCAAGGAAAAAGACAGAUAAAUAUGUCAUGGUACAACCACUGGUCUCCACUGCAUCAGUACAAGCAGUAGUACAAACGAGAAACCAAAUGGUUGGUGACCAUGUCAGCAAUUGUGAUGCUUGUGUAGGCACUCGACAGCAAACCCACAGCAUGGGAGUCACUUGUAAACCAGAUCUCCAAGAUGUUGCUGUGGGGCCAGAUAUACCAUUGAACUGUUGGGUUGUACACGAGAAGGUGGAGUUGCAGGAUAUGUGUGUCGGUCAUCACGUUGUAAUGUGUGAUAAAACUGUGGAUUGUGGGACGGAGAAAAAUUUCUCAGAUGUAGCUACAAACACAGAAGGGUGCAUUCAGGAUCAAGAUCUUAUUGAGAUGAGGGAGAAAGUUCUUCAAACCAAGGAAUUUAAAUCAGUUGGCUGUGGUGAUUGUUCAGUGGAUGUUAUUGUUUGUCAACCAAAAGAACUAAUCUCCUCCAGUACGAACACUAUCCACAUUUAUGCAACUGAUAAAGCUGUAUUUGCAAGACCUGAAACUGCAACCCAACACACACACACAGACAUGUAUAGAUUGAAUCAAUUCACAAAUACUGAGCUAGUAACAUUUACAGACUCUAUGACUAAUACACUUGUGAGCAAUUAUAAUAAAGAAACCAACACUAUAGCCAUUGAAACAAGAACUGUAGCUGUGGGAGAUGGUAGGGUGAAAGAUGUUAAUGGAACUCUUAAGACGCGCUCCAUUGGUGUAGGUACAACAGCCACUUAUGAUAUUGAUUUGGAGAAGUCAUCUGUUAAGACAAAAGAUUUUGGAGUUGGCCAAUUAAACAUAAAUGAGAACUAUCUUGUUGGUUUGAAGACCAGAAAUAUUGGUUGUGGUACAAUUAAUCAUCAACUUGUGACACCAAACACAAAAAGUAUCGGUGUUGGAAAUGAGGCCGUGUUUGCGACAAAAAACCAAGAGGCUGAUCCAGAGACCGAUUCCACAUUAAACCACUAUGUUGAGCGUGUGCAAAGGUUGUUACAGGAGCAGCAGAUGUUACUGGCUGAAAAUUACACCGAGCUAGCUGAUGCAUUUGGGCAGCCCCACUCACAGAUUGGAUCUCUCAACUCCCAGCUUAUCAACACGUUGACCUCAAUAAAUUCUGUCAUGAAACAUGGGAACACUGAGGAAAUAAAGAACAGUGACAUCGUCAAUCCUUGUGUGGACACUGUGAUGACAGCUCCUUAUUCACGUGUUGGCUGUUCCUGGGAAAAGAUUCCGAUUCUGCUGCCCAACAAUGGUGAGCACAGUCCAUGUAUCCAAACUGCCAGUACUGUGCUGUCAUCAACAAAUUUGUCAACUUUGAAGAUCACUGACUCCUGUGAGACCUUACUACAACAGGAAGAAACAACUGUUUUAACCAACCAACAAGCAGCCUCUGCACAUCAUGUGCCUUCGAGCAAUACAAGUACACUCAAGUCCAUAAUGAAAAAGAAAGAUAGCCCAAGAAAGCAUGAAGCAAAUGGCACAAGGAAAAGCCUUCAGUUUGUUGGUGUAAACGGAGGGUAUGAGACCACGUCCAGUGAUGAUUCUAGUUCGGAUGAAAGCUCAACUUCUGAAUCAGAUGAUGAAUUUGAGGAUCAAGUGUAUUCUAAGGACGAAGUUGAGGUUAAUCAUGAAAAGCUGCCAGAGGGCCCUGAUCUGUGUCAGACUGAAACCGCAAAUAUAUCGAAUGAGAAAGAGAUUGCAGUGUCGGGAGGAAGUGAAAAAGAAGCUGACAAAGUGGAAAUAAGGGACAAGUAUGAGUUAAGUGAGAAGGUGUUGUCGGCUUGUAAUAUCCUGAAAAAGCAGCUCAAUGAUCCAAAAGCAAUGGCAAGCAAAGAAGUGAGACUUUGCCUGAACAAUAUUCAGCAUGAAUGGUUCCGUGUAUCAAGUCAGAAGUUGGCAGUUCCCACCAUGGUUGAAGAUUACUUGGCUGGAUUCAGGGAGAUUUCAGCAGAAGUCUUGAAAUAUGUGGUCAACAUGGCAGAUGGAAAUGGAAACACAGCCCUUCACUAUAGUGUGUCUCACUCAAAUUUUGAAAUUGUCAAGUUGCUUCUGGAUGCAAACAUCUGCAAUGUUAAUCAGCAGAACAAAGCUGGCUAUACUCCCAUUAUGCUCGCUGCUCUCGCUGCAGUGGAAAAUGAAAAAGACAUGAAAAUUGUGGAUGAAUUGUUUAGUCAGGGAGAUGUAAAUGCCAAAGCCAGUCAGGCUGGUCAGACAGCGCUGAUGCUUGCAGUGAGUCACGGGCGGAUGGACAUGGUGAAAGCCCUUCUCCUCUGUGGAGCUGAUGUCAAUAUUCAGGAUGACGAGGGCUCCACAGCACUGAUGUGUGCGAGUGAGCACGGCCACGUGGAGAUAGUUAAACUGCUGCUGGCCCAACCUGGAUGUGAUUCCACUUUAGCUGACAGUGAUGGUAGUACAGCUUUGUCUAUUGCUCUAGAAGCUGGUCAUAAAGAUAUCGGAGUCUUGCUGUAUGCUCAUGUCAACUUUUCUAAAGCUCAGUCACCGGGUACACCCAGGCUCGGAAGGAAAACCUCUCCAAGUCCAACAAGACGAAGCAAAUUUGAUUGAUCCUACCUGCCAUUGACUCAGUCCUUUCUAUUAAGCUGCUAUGUAACCUUGUUAAUAUUGACAGACACUGAAUGUAAAUGUGUGCCUGAGCUCACCAGCAUAACGUUUUUUAGCAAUAGUACAAAAGAGGUAGCUCUGCCAAUCUACUGACCAGCAACUAAACUGGAAAGUGUUGUGGAGGCUGGCAUUAUAAAGUCUUCAUUAUACACUCAGCUUGACUAUCGCCUCAUCCAAUGCUGCUGUUGCAAGCUUUUUUUUGUCUCUGUUUUGAAUAUUGUCUUAUCCCCCUGUGUUAGACUACAGUGAACACUGCAAGGAAUUAUUUAGCUUUCUCCUUUUCAUGCAUCCACUAUUAGUUGUAAUCUAUAUUUUGUCUGUAAAAACGUUCAUUAAAACAAGUGUCAUGAUAUUAAUGACAUUAUUUUAAAUCUCUACAUUGUAUUUAUAAUAUUUGAAAUUAUACAAUUGAGUUGGUAACGUGAAAAUUUAAGUGUUGUGAGGGAUGGCCUUUGUUUAGCUUUCCCUUAACUGCAGAAAGAUAUGGAACUUUUUUAUAUAUCAAACAAAAUCAUUUGUACCUGUUCAAAAUUGAGUUAUACAGUAUUUUCAAACUAUUUUAUACACCCAAAUAAAGAUGAAUUUACAUGAAGAAUAAUUUCCUAUUGAACAUAGCUUUUUAAUUCUUUUUAGAAAUUGUUUACAUCACUGUAUCUAAUUUGGUUUUAGUGAUAUUUGAGGUAUUAUUUGUAUAUCAACCUGUCUUUCAAUUAAAGCCUGUACAUGGUUUUCUGUGCAUAUUUAUAAAGACUGCAAUCUUGUCACCUUUAAAGUUGUCAUGUGUGUAUUUAAAAGUUUGAAGUGCCUUAGAUCCUUGCCAUAUUUUCAGAAUAAAAGCGACAUGAUGCUAA
This is a messenger RNA of Chiloscyllium plagiosum (whitespotted bambooshark), 5440 nucleotides long. RefSeq names its product KN motif and ankyrin repeat domains 1a (gene kank1a). The record is from RefSeq and is a predicted model, not a curated record. Gene Ontology annotation, molecular function: protein binding. Gene Ontology annotation, biological process: negative regulation of actin filament polymerization. Lineage: Eukaryota; Metazoa; Chordata; Chondrichthyes; Orectolobiformes; Hemiscylliidae. Gene Ontology annotation, cellular component: cytoplasm; cytoskeleton.